GAAAUAGCUUCAUUCUGCGUUGAACAGUAGUCUGUCCGUGUUGUUUCAUGAUCUCAGGAUCAGAUUAAUGUCACUAUAUAACAGCAGGACAAGGAGACAGAGAGAGUCAAGCAGAGCUGGAGACAUCCGAUCGCUUCUGUGAGGUUCAUUCAGACGUUGUGUGAUGUGUAAGGGGCUGUCUGCCAUCCCCUCCUCAUGCCUGGAGAAGGCAAAGGGCAUGAGGGUCAAACUGUCCCACCUGGCCGAAAAGCAGGAUUGGGUUUACAAACACAGAGCGAGUGAGGAAAAGCUGCCACAGGACUUGGAGUCUCUGCUCAACAGCAAGCCGGGCGUUCAGGUGUUCCGCUGCUUCCUGCGCUCGGAGUUCAGCGAGGAGAACCUGGAGUUCUGGCUGGCGUGUGAAGAGUACAAGAGCGCAUCCGGGUCCAGACUGCCGGCGAGAGCCCACAACAUCUACAAGCAGUUCAUCAACCCUGAUGCUCCUCGGGAGGUGAAUCUGGACGGUGAGACGCGCGAGGCGUUGACGGGGCUGAUGGAGGAUCCCACAGCGCAAACGUUCGAUGAGGCUCAGCAACGGAUCUUCUCUCUGAUGGCUAAAGACUCAUUCCCACGUUUCCUGCGCUCGUCUUUCAGUCAGCAGCCUCUUAAAGUCCUGUGAAGCACACUGUGCUGUUAAACCCAGUGUAUCUGAGGUCUAGACUAGAUCCAUUAGUUACCCUGCUAUCUGUAGAGAUGCAUGAGCCACGGUCACGUAGGACAUAGAUUCUAGUCAUUUUGAAACAUCUGUAAUUGCUCACUGUGCCUUUAUAUCUUUAAACCGGAUGAUUUAAUAAAGUUACUUGGGUCAAAAUGGGAGUGUUUUGCUGUC
Sinocyclocheilus grahami is the source of this 868-nucleotide messenger RNA. RefSeq names its product regulator of G-protein signaling 4-like. The record is from RefSeq and is a predicted model, not a curated record. The coding region runs from base 164 to 658 and encodes 164 amino acids. NCBI's taxonomy places the organism in Eukaryota, Metazoa, Chordata, Actinopteri, Cypriniformes, Cyprinidae. The transcript has 6 exons.